This is a messenger RNA of Orbicella faveolata, 2220 nucleotides long. RefSeq names its product conserved oligomeric Golgi complex subunit 6-like. Gene Ontology annotation, cellular component: COG complex. The record is from RefSeq and is a predicted model, not a curated record. Gene Ontology annotation, biological process: intra-Golgi vesicle-mediated transport. Lineage: Eukaryota; Metazoa; Cnidaria; Anthozoa; Scleractinia; Merulinidae.
UUGAGUUGAGCCACGUAGAAUAUUUCCAAGAUGGCGGAAGGGAGCGAAUCCCAACCAAAUAACCCGUUAUCGAGGAAAUUAAACAAGAUCUUAGAAACCAGACUGGACAAUGACAAGGAAAUGGUGGAAGCCCUGAAGGCCUUGUCGACGUUUUUCGUCGACAACAGUUUGCGCUCCAGGAGAAAUUUACGCGGAGACAUUGAAAAAAGAAGCUUAGCUAUUAACGAAAGCUUUGAGAGCGCAUUCAGGGAGGUCAAAGAGCAACUUGAUGCUGUGCAUGCAGAUAUUGAACAAAUGAGUAGAUGUUGUACUGAAAUGACAAGCCGUCUCAAGUCUGCAAGAGAUCAAACCUCAGAUCUGAUUAGCAAAACAACGAAACUUCAAGGUGAAAGCCAAAGGAUACAGAUGAAAGAAACAGUAGCAGAUGCAUUUAUUUCAAGGUUUCAGUUAAAACCAGAUGAGGUGCAAGCUCUUAAAGGGACCAGGAAUGGUCCAAUUUCAGAGACUUUUUUUGAAGCACUUGGAAGAGUUAAGGAAAUUCACAAUGACUGUAAACUUUUGUUGAGGACAAAACAACAGACUGCAGGCUUGCAGAUAAUGGAAGCAAUGGCUUUACACCUUGAGUCCAGCUAUGAGAAGCUAUACAGAUGGAGUCAAGAUGAAUGUAGAAGUUUAACGGGUGAUCUCCCUGAUAUUUCAAACAUGCUUUGCAGAGCAAUGGCUGCUCUACAGGAUAGGCCUGUGCUUUUCAAGUAUACUUUAGAUGAAUAUGGUACUGCGAGAAGAACUGCUGUUGUAAGAUGCUAUAUUGAUGCACUCACAAGAGGAGGUCCUGGUGGUACUCCCAGACCAAUUGAACUACAUUCACAUGAUCCCGUUAGGUAUAUUGGUGACAUGUUGGCAUGGCUUCACCAGGCAAUAGCAUCAGAGAAGGAGCUCCUUCAUAGUCUGCUUAGAAAUUCUUCAUCAUCGGACCAACAGAUACAACAAGAAAUUCUUAGUCACAUCACAGAAGGAGUGUGCAGGCCAUUCAAGGUACGAGUGGAGCAGGUCAUUGUAUCCGAGCCUGGUGCAGUGAUGCUAUUCAGCUUGGCAAAUAUUCUCAAGUUUUAUGGCACAACGAUAGGGAGCCUUAUUGACGAGGACGCCCCUGUUACAGUCACGAUUCUCGACAUGAACGCACUGGCGCUCAAGAUGUUCUUUAACAGUCUGAACUGCCAUGCAAGCAAACUGUUAGAAAAGAUUGAACUCCCUCCUCCUGAUCUCAGUCCGACGGAAUCGUUAAAAGAGACCAUGAGUUUACUCAAAGACGUGCUAACUUCUCACGAUGCAUCUGUCAUUCCACUUGAUGCCAGACAAGCUGAUUAUUCACGUAUCAUCUCUUGUCUUAUCGACCCACUCCUCCAGAUGUGCUCCAUGUCAGCCAGCCACUUGAACGCGUCAGACAUGGCUGCUUACAUGAUCAACUGCAUUCAUCAAAUACAGAGUACUUUAGCAGUUUACGAAUUUACGGAUAAACACAUCGAAAUGCUGGCAGCACAGACGGAAGCACAUCUGGAUACGUUAAUCAGCGAACAAGCGUCGUUUAUUCUGGCUCGCUCUGGUGUCGGCAGUCUGUACACAGUGUAUCAAGAGAAUCGCGGACAGAAGGUGGCGUUGUCGUCGCUCCACGGAAUGGAUUCACAAAGUGUUAAGGACGCGAUGGCCAAAUUUGACAAAUACCUCUCCUCUCCAGACAGUCUCAUCAUGCCUCAGUGUAAUCUCCUGAGAACGACGCGGUUACGGGACACAGUUCACAAGCGAGCAGUGGAUGUUGUAUGCGCCACGUACAAGACUUUAUACGACGCCAUAGUGAAUGAGCGUAAUAAAUACCCGGAUGUUAAGACUUUAGUUCCCCGAACCCCGGAUCAAGUGACGUCGCUAUUGACGUAGCAAUUGAAAAACUGCUACAAUUUUUAUCACAGUGUAAAUAAUGAAUGGCGUUUCACUUUGUCGAGAAGAUCUAUAUUGUCCUGUAAGGAAGUCCUUCAAUUAGAUUGAGGUAGCAUUGUAACUGCGAUAAUAGCCUUGUUCAACCCAGACAACGAAUUCACUUACCUACGCAUACACAAUGUCCACUUCCGAAACCUUUUGCAACAAGCGACCGCUUGGUAUGUAAUCUUCCAUGUUGGAUGCGGGCAAGCUACGCACAAGGACAUCUAAAUCGAAAAACAAAAAAAA